Messenger RNA from Prunus armeniaca (apricot), 576 nucleotides. Lineage: Eukaryota; Viridiplantae; Streptophyta; Magnoliopsida; Rosales; Rosaceae. The record is from the annotation of a GenBank genome assembly.
AUGUCUGCGACCAAGAUUCGGACAAGUUGCUUCUCUCCCAACUUUGCAGCUGUAAACUCACCUCAAAUCCCUGGACUCAAGCGUGGUCCUAAUGGCACAAUGUUCAUUUCAUCUGGGAUACUGGACCUUGACAAGAUUUUAGGUGGUGGGCUUUCCCUGGGAAGCCUAGUCACGGAGAUGGAAGAUGCAGAAGACCCAAGACAGUUUCUCGGUACUUUGCCUUGUCCAGCGUUAGCCAAAGAUGAUAAGUCCAGUCAUCGAGAUCCUGAUCAGGAGAAAGGGUUUAGAAUAGCUUGGCAAUAUAAGAAGUAUUUUUGGGAAAAUCAGCAGAGUUUUGAUAGUCAAGGUGGCAAAGCGGUUUGUUAUGUUGUCGUUGUCCAAAUAGAAAACAUGAGUUCUGCAACGAAUUUGAUUUUCGGAAGCCCUUGGAGAGGUAAUUUCGAAGCGGGACGCCUAUUGAUUGCGUUAGCAUUCAAAGAGUCUUCAAAUCUUGUUGCUCUUCAUGACCAUUGCGCUACAUUUUUAUCUCAAUUUCCAAGAAGAGGACAAGGAAUUGGAAAAGCUCCUUACUGGUAA